Molecule: messenger RNA, 1315 nt
Organism: Didymodactylos carnosus
Lineage: Eukaryota; Metazoa; Rotifera; Eurotatoria; Philodinida; Philodinidae
Source: the annotation of a GenBank genome assembly
UAUUCUAGAGUGAAUUAGUCUUCUACGAUUUGCAUACAUUUUAAGGAUGUCUCUGUUCUUAAAAUGUCUCCAAAUCGUAGAAGACUAAUUCACUUUAGAAUAUUUGUCUACAGUUAUGAGCAGUUACAGUUUUGACAGUUACAGUUAUAACAGUUACACAGUUAUGACAGUUACAGUUUUCACAGUUACAGUUAACUGGUAAAAAACUGUAACUGGUGCAUACCUAACUACAACUGUCGCACGAUACAAAACUAAACUUACACGUGAAGCGCUGGAAACAAUAUUUUUCGUCUAUCAAUUGGUUAAAAUACGUUUAUAUUUUGGAGAACAUCGGAUUCAACUUCCAUUUUUGAGGCGUUAUCAAAUUAAUCAAUGGACAGAAGAUUCAUUUCAACAGAACUAUGAAUUAUUUGUGCAUUAUUGGUUAAAUCAUAAAGUACGUCAUCAAUGUAUUAAACACUGUACACGAUCACUCACAGGAGAUGGUAUAAUGAAAUUACGUCGUAGAAUCUGUUUUUCUCAUUCAAAAUCAAUCACAACACCAGAAUUCGACUCGAUUCAAUUGUCGAAACAUUUACGUGCAUGUGGAUAUAGUUUAUUGGUCACAAAUUGCGGUAUUAUAAUUGGCUAUGCAGAAAUGUUAAGAAGCGAAGAAACGAUCAAAGUGCUAAUUAAUAAUAUUUGUAAUAUAAUUAAAAUUUCGCCGAACAUUCCGGAUCUUAUUUUUUAUGACGAUGCUUGUCAUCUCGUCAAAUUCAUUUGCAAUCAUUACAGAAAGGAAAUUAAUGAAACUGCAGCAAUGACUUUAUUAUGGAAUAAAAGAUUUCUUAUUGAUAAAUUUCAUUAUCAUAAUCAUGUUGAUCCAUGGUGCAGACGAUACUUGGACUAUCGACAAUUUCCUGAAACAGAAAUUCUAAAUUCACAAUCGUGCGAACAAACCAAUAGUUGGCUUGGCAGAUACAAAUAUAUUGUUUCGGAAAUGAAUUAUAGCAAAGCUAACUCAUUCCUAUUAAUUAUAUUUCAUUAUUAUAAUUUGAAAAAACUAAUUAAUAAUGUCAAAUUAAAUAAUGAUACAAUUUCAAAAAUUAAUGAUGGUAAUAGAGCACAAAUGCCAGACAAUGAUCCACACAACGAUUUAAUAGGAAAUUUAGACUGUGAAUCAUUAGCACAAGAAGCCGAUCAACAAAACUGUUCACUAGGAAAUUUGAGUUGUUAUUCACUAGCACAGGAAGGUGAUCAACAGCAAGAUAUCGAAAUGGACACAGAUGACGAAUAUAGACUAGGUACAUUUCCUUUGUUAAAAAUAAAAAAAUGA